AUGGCCAACGACGUCAAGCCUCGCCUCUCCAUUGGCGAGAAGCUGAAGCUAGUCGGGGUUUUGCUGUUUGUCGCCCCCUGUAUGCUCGCAAUCGUUGGCGCACAGGCGCUUUUGUUCGCCAUCCGGAACAAGCUGGAUAUUCGGAUGUAUCUUUUGAGUGCUGGUGUCAGAGUUCUCUUCAGCACCUUUACGGCUCGUGAAAUACAAACCUUGCUUUCACCUACCGAAGACGUAUACAGAGCAUGGAUUCAGCGAAAAGAGAGGCUUACCAAGGACCCAGCGCUCAAAGAACGACUCCAAUGCGAUAUACAGUCUCUCCCUGAUGGCAACUCACGCAUUCUCUGGGUUGGAAACCGUCACAAAGCCCGCAAGGUGGUACUCUUUCUCCAUGGCGGAGGAUAUAUCAUGCCGAGCCAAGCAGGACACUUUGAAUGCGUGUGGAAUGUCUUCGUUCUCUCUGGGCUAGAGUCAGAUACCGAGGUAGCCGUGGCCUUUUUACAGUAUUCCCUGGCCCCCGCUUCGAAAGUUCCCGUACAACUCUUCCAGGCCGCAUCUGCUCUCUCGGAGAUUCUCAAAGCAGGCUUCAGCGCCAAAGAUAUCGUCAUUGCCGGCGACUCUGCUGGUGGCAAUCUCACCAUGCAAACCCUCAGGCAUUUGGCUGAGCCUCAUCCUGAAGCUUGCCAUAUCGCAUUAGAUGAGCCUCUGUCGGCUGCUGUCUUGAUAUCGCCGUGGCUCAGUUCAGAGUACUCUAGCUCCUCAUGUCUAGAAAACGACAGCAGUGACAUGCUCUCGAGAUCCGUCAUGCGCUCACUUACGGCAUAUGCCACCGGCUAUGAAGAGCAGAGCGACUCGGACGAUGCAGACAGCUGGGCGAAGCCGCUUGAGUGCAGAGGGGCUUGGAUAGGCAAGCUCAACAGUGCCGUCAGGAAGAUUCACAUGACUGUUGGUGGAAAGGAGAUUCUGGCCGAUCAGGCAAGGUCAAUGGGGAAGGCCAUCGAAGCCACGAAGACGGGUGUCCAAGUAACGUUGGAGAGCCACCCAAACGCGGCCCAUGACUUUAUUAUAGCCGAAGCAAUACUCGAACAAGUCGGUGAGGCGACGAUAAAGAUGAAGCAGUGGUUCAAGGGAGUGCUAUAA
Molecule: messenger RNA, 1137 nt
Organism: Trichoderma aggressivum f. europaeum
Lineage: Eukaryota; Fungi; Ascomycota; Sordariomycetes; Hypocreales; Hypocreaceae
Exons: 3
Coding region: 1-1137 (378 amino acids)
Molecular function (GO): lipase activity
Source: RefSeq, a predicted model, not a curated record